Messenger RNA from Gasterosteus aculeatus aculeatus (three-spined stickleback), 2176 nucleotides. RefSeq names its product La ribonucleoprotein 7, transcriptional regulator (gene larp7). Gene Ontology annotation, cellular component: nucleus; ribonucleoprotein complex. Lineage: Eukaryota; Metazoa; Chordata; Actinopteri; Perciformes; Gasterosteidae. Gene Ontology annotation, biological process: RNA processing. The record is from RefSeq and is a predicted model, not a curated record. Gene Ontology annotation, molecular function: RNA binding.
GACGCAGUGAGUUCAUUUCGCUUCUAUGACGUUGCCAGCGAGCUAACUUAACUCCUUGUUUUUGUUUGUGUGUGUCUGCAUCGCGUCGAACGGGACGGUUUCCUCGUCUCAAAGAAGUCUCCCCCCCCUCCCAGGAUGAUCGACACGGAGCGGGAGGCCGGUGAGGCGGCGCUCCGCAGCAAGAACAAGGAGAUCGAGAAGAAGAAGAGGUCCCGUGUUAAGCAGCUGCUGGGUGACGUGAGGAGGCAAGUGGACUUCUGGUUCGGAGACGUCAACCUCCACAAGGACCGUUUCAUGAAGAGACUCAUCGAGGAGUCCGAUGAUGGAUAUGUUGAUUUGUCCGUAUUGGCGAGCUUCAACCGAAUGAAGAAGUUGACGUGUGACACCAAGCUGAUUGCAAGAGCGCUGAAAAAUUCAUCUGUAGUCGAGGUUAACCUGGAAGGCGAUAAAGUUAGGCGUCAGCUGCCGAUCGGAGAUGUGCCAAAUGAUGUUGACGGCCGCACCGUCUAUGUGGAACUGUUGCCCAAGGAUGUGACGCACAGCUGGAUAGAGAAAGUCUUCACAAAAUGCGGGAAUGUGGUUUAUGUUAGCAUCCCCAGAUACAAGACCUCGGGGGACCCCAAAGGUUUUGCCUUCAUAGAGUUUGAGAAGGGGGAACAUGCACAGAAAGCCAUAGAGAUGCUGAACAACCCCCCUGAAGAUGCUCCCAGGAAGCCAGGGAUUUUCCCCAAGAUGCAACGUGGGAAGCCCCUUCCCCAACCCGCCGACAAUCCACCACCAGAGAUUCCCGUGACUUCACGUUCCUGUGCGACUGGUGAAGAAGAGGAGAAGAAAAAACGAAAGCGAAAGAAAAAGAAAGAAGGUGCCGCGUCACAGACUCUUGCUGAAGAACCCAAAGAGCGGGAUAAGGAAGCCGAACCGUCGGCGCCAAAGAGGAGGCGGUCGGCGGCGGGAGAUUCUGAAUCGGAUGUCGCUGCCGCUCAUAAGACGCCCAACAAACCGUCGGAGAAAAAAAGACGACGGUCCCAGACAGCGGAGGGAUCCGGAAGUGACGUGCCGUCCAAAAUAAGGAGGACGAGUGAAAGUAAAGCUGGAGAGAAGGACCAAGAUUUAACUAAGCCUAGUACACGCAAUAAAAAUGACAUGGAGGGAGGCGUUGAGGAAGGGAAAGAAAACGGAGAAGAUUCAGCUGUUAAAGCGAAGAGGAAGAGAAAGAAGAAACACAAGGAAAAGUUGAAAAUAGGGGAAGAAGUCAUCCCCCUUCGGGUUCUAUCCAAGAAAGAGUGGCUCAAGUUGAAGGAUGAGUACCUGGCCUUGCAGAAGAGCAGCAUGACGUCCUUGAAGAAGUGCAUCUCUAAGAUUGAUCACAAGGAGCGCAAGAGGCUAAGGGAGACGGGAAAGGAUCCUCAACAUGCUGAGAAGAGUAAGAAAAGUGAGGCGGGGCCUAACGACGGCCCUCAGUUCACCAGCGGCGUCAUCGUGAAGAUCACAGGCGACAAGCCUCUGCCAGGGAGGACGUUCAUCAAGGAAGCUCUGUCCAAAUUGGCCCCAGUAGCUUACGUAGACACCUUGGAAGGAGACACUGAGGGUCACAUCCGCUUUAACAGCCCGGAGGACGCUAAAGCCGCCAGCGACGCCAGAGGAGAGCUUCAGAAAGCGCACAACUGGAAGGUGGAGAUCCUGGCAGGUGACCACGAACAGAGGUACUGGCAGAAGAUCCUAGUGGACCGCCAAGUCAAGCUCAAUCGUCCGAGGGAAAAGAAGAGGGGUACAGAGAAGCUCAUAGCCAAAGCAGAAAAAAUCAUCCUCGCCCGGGCCAAGGAGGCCUAUAAGCACAUCCGUUUCCAAGAAGACUGACCGCUGCUGGCACACAUUUAACUAUACGGAUUUUACGUAAUGUGAUUUGUGAAGAGGACAGUUGAUGUUAAUGUGUACCUGAGGAACUAGUUAUAAAUGUCCCUUUUUCUUCCUUCGUUCGCACUGGAGCUGCUACGCAUAGAGACAGUUGGGCAACUUUUUUUUUUUUUGUAUUGAUUACUUUUUUUAAAUAGAAAGAUUAUGUCUUUUGCUAUGUAUGUGAAUGGUUUUACCGUUAAGAGGUGUCCAGGUCAUGGCAUUUCCUUUUCAGGAUAUUUGCCUAUUUGUUUUUUUAAUAAAAAUAUCAUUUUUUUGAUCA